Kalmanozyma brasiliensis GHG001 is the source of this 1578-nucleotide messenger RNA. RefSeq names its product Scramblase. Gene Ontology annotation, cellular component: plasma membrane. Gene Ontology annotation, biological process: plasma membrane phospholipid scrambling. The transcript has a single exon. Bases 1 to 1578 code for a protein of 525 amino acids. NCBI's taxonomy places the organism in Eukaryota, Fungi, Basidiomycota, Ustilaginomycetes, Ustilaginales. The record is from RefSeq and is a predicted model, not a curated record. Gene Ontology annotation, molecular function: phospholipid scramblase activity.
AUGGGCAGAGGCUCUCGCUACACGAUCUCGAGGAAUCAUCGCGGCCCCAGCAGAGCGUCUGCUGCGUCUCACACGCCUCACCAUGCUUCGGGGCAGACCACUUCUCACGCUCCAGCACCGACACAGCAUGCCAAGCCCGCUGCCGAGCCCGUGGCUCAGACCACGGAGUCUUCAACCGACCCUUCAUCAGCAUCGCCGCCAGUACCCACCGAUCCAGCCGUGCACGUCCCCGCCAUCGUCCCCGAUGCGCCUCAGGACGUGCUCCAGUCCUCCUCUCCCUCCUUCUUUGGCGCAACCCGCUUGCUUACCCAAUCGGCCCUGGUCGUCACACGCGAGAUCGAGAUGAUGAACAUCUUCCUUGGCUUUGAGCAGGCCAACAAGUAUUCCAUCCACGCCCCAUCCGGCGAGCUGGUGGGCUACCUUGCCGAGGAGGAGCAGGGUCUGCUUGGCGGUGCGUUGCAACGACAGCUCCUGCGGACGCACCGACCCUUUCGUGCCACAGUGAUGGAUACACAGGGCAAGCCAGUGCUCAUGAUUCGCAGGCCGUUCACGUGGAUCAAUUCCACAGCGCACAUUUAUGCGGUGAGGGAGGAUUAUCCGGCUGGGUACGGCGCCCCGCAGGAUAAGGAUCUGGAGCUGAUUGGGGAGGUGCAGCAGCGGUGGCAUUUGUACAGACGGAAGUACGAGCUUUUCCUCAAGAGACGUGGGGAGGAGGGAGAGAGCUUUGUGCAGUUUGCCGGCAUCGACGCACCGUUGCUCAGCUGGGCCUUCCUCAUGCAAGACGCAGACGGUAAGCUCGUCGGUGCCAUCGAUCGCAAUUUCAGAGGCCUUGGGAGGGAGAUCUUCACCGACACAGGCCAGUACGUGUUGCGCUUCGACUCGGUCGGCGAGACAGCGAUGACAGACGCUCGACUUGCCGCUUCAGCCGCCUCAGAUGGGCCUCAGAACAAGCAGACCGGAAUUGCGGAAGGCAUGGAGCUGGUCGAGAGCCACGGUACACGCGCGCUGACACUCGACGAGCGGACCGUCGCACUUGCCACGGCAGUCAGCAUCGACUUUGACUAUUUCAGUCGCCACUCUGAAGGCAUGCACGGAGGAGGAGGCAUGUUCCCUUGGAUGAUGAUGCCCGGCAUGGGUGGAGGAGGACAGCCGGCGGAAACACCACAAGGCGGGCCGAAUAACGAGAACGUUCCGCAGAACCCCGCUGCCGGAGACGGCGGCUUUGGAACAGGUGUCGCGGGAGGAGCGAUUGGAAACGGAAUGGACUAUCCAUACGGCGCAUCUGACUCGGGCAUGAGCGAGGACGGCAGGCUUGGUCAGCCACCUUCAAAUCCGAACGACUACGGGCAGGAUCCAAUGCCUCCCCCGCAACAGCAGAACGAAAGCCCGUGGUGGAGCUCAGAACAGCAACAGCAGGGCGGAGGGGAGGUGUGGGGCGAAGGAAGAUCCGACCCCUGGGCCGGUGCUGGAGACACGCAGCCACAACAGGAAGAGAGCUUCUGGGGAGGCUGGGGCGGUGGUGGAGGUGAUAGUGACGGUGGUGGUGGUGGCUGGGGCGGCUUCUUUGGCGAUGAGUGA